Molecule: messenger RNA, 3588 nt
Organism: Antechinus flavipes (yellow-footed antechinus)
Lineage: Eukaryota; Metazoa; Chordata; Mammalia; Dasyuromorphia; Dasyuridae
Gene: CACNG2
Product: calcium voltage-gated channel auxiliary subunit gamma 2
Exons: 4
Coding region: 1102-2073 (323 amino acids)
Biological process (GO): transmission of nerve impulse; regulation of AMPA receptor activity; positive regulation of synaptic transmission, glutamatergic
Cellular component (GO): AMPA glutamate receptor complex; voltage-gated calcium channel complex; postsynaptic density membrane
Molecular function (GO): channel regulator activity; voltage-gated calcium channel activity
Source: RefSeq, a predicted model, not a curated record
AAGAGGCAAAGGAGCUGUUCUCCAGCACCGCGGAGUAAUCGGCGCAGGGGAGCUGUCCAGUUCAGCACCACCACGUUAAUGCAGUAGGUGGGAGAGCCACGAAGAAGGGGAGCCAGAGAGCCCGAGUAGGGGGGUGGGGAGGGGGAGCCCAGAGAAAGGAAAAAAAAGCCGGGUGGCAAAUCCUGCAGCAGCGAGACAGUCGUCCCCUUAUUUCCAGGAGCUUCGUGGAUCUGGGAAGGGAAAUCCAUCUCGAUUCUCCAGGAGACCCCCCCUUCCUUUUUCCCUCCCCCACUUUAAACAAGAUUUACCGACCGCUACAAAGAAAAAUCGCUCUCGGGGCUGUUCCCUCUACCGCGGCUGCUGCUGCUUCCGUCCGCUGCUGCCGCCGCCGCCGCCGCCGCCGUCCGCUGCCGCCACCGCCGCCGCCGCCGCUGCUGCCCGGGGGACAGCCAUGGAAGGCGAGAGCUCCGCACCUGUUCAGCUGAAAUCAAGGGCUUACCGUAUACUAGGCAGUCUGGUUUGAGAAAGCGAGAGCCAAGAGACCCCCAAGAAAGAUAACUGGAUUUUCAUGGCGCAGGCUGCAGAGCUCAGCACGAAGACGGAAGGUUGCAUCCCAGCUCUAACCAUCUCUAACUGUCUAGGUCCUGGUCAUGAGAGAUUGUGUUAAGGAUGAACCUGUGGAAGCCAUCUCCAAAUUAGCUAUCACAUAUGGAAACUGGAGACCAGAAUUUUAGGAAAAGGGAUUAAGGCAUCUCCUUUUUGGGGGGGUGGGGGGUGUCUUUUUUUUUUUUUUCUUUUUUUUUCUUUUUUUUUCUUUUCUUUUUCUUUUUUGAUACUGCAACUGGAACAGUCUCUGAUCUCAAAAAGGCAAGCCUCUCCUCCCGUGUGGUCUUUAUAAUUUACAGUUUUCCCUUGGGCUUUCUUACCUCCCUUUUUUUAUAUUCUAUAUAAUAUAUAUAUAUAUACACAUGUACCCAUUAUAUUCUUAGUGGAGUUAUUAUUCUUUGAUUUGAUACACACACUCUCUCUCUCUCUCACACACACACACACUCACUCCCGAGAAUCCGAAGUCAGUUUGGGGUAUUUAUAUAAUGAAGAAUUAUGGGGCUGUUUGACAGAGGUGUUCAGAUGCUUUUAACCACCGUUGGUGCUUUCGCUGCCUUCAGCCUGAUGACCAUAGCUGUGGGGACCGACUACUGGCUGUACUCCAGAGGGGUUUGCAAGACUAAAAGUGUCAGUGAGAAUGAAACCAGCAAAAAGAACGAAGAAGUCAUGACCCAUUCUGGAUUAUGGAGAACCUGCUGCCUGGAAGGGAAUUUUAAAGGUCUGUGUAAGCAAAUCGAUCACUUCCCUGAGGAUGCAGAUUAUGAAGCCGACACAGCAGAGUAUUUCCUCCGGGCUGUGAGGGCCUCCAGUAUCUUCCCCAUCCUGAGUGUGAUUCUGCUUUUCAUGGGGGGCCUCUGCAUCGCAGCCAGUGAGUUCUACAAAACUCGACAUAACAUCAUCCUGAGUGCCGGCAUCUUCUUCGUGUCUGCAGGUCUGAGUAAUAUAAUCGGCAUCAUUGUGUACAUAUCAGCCAAUGCUGGAGACCCUUCUAAGAGUGACUCCAAGAAAAAUAGCUACUCUUAUGGUUGGUCCUUCUACUUUGGGGCCCUGUCCUUCAUCAUUGCCGAGAUGGUGGGAGUGUUGGCCGUCCACAUGUUUAUUGACCGGCACAAACAGCUUCGAGCCAAUGCCCGUGCCACGGACUACCUCCAGUCCUCCGCCAUCACCCGCAUCCCCAGCUACCGCUACCGCUACCAGAGACGAAGUCGCUCCAGCUCCCGUUCUACCGAGCCUUCCCACUCCAGGGAUGCUUCCCCCGUGGGCAUCAAGGGGUUCAACACUCUGCCCUCCACAGAGAUCUCGAUGUACACCCUAACCAGGGACCCCCUGAAGGCCGCCACCACCCCCACCGCCACGUACAACUCCGACAGGGAUAAUAGCUUCCUCCAAGUUCACAACUGUAUCCAGAAAGAGAACAAGGACUCUAUCCACACCAACACAGCCAACCGCCGUACCACCCCUGUAUGAAGCCGAGGCCCAGAGCUCCAAGUAGGGGCCGGGGGAACAAGGCCGGGCCAGGCUAGGGUCAGUGGGGGUGGAAAAAGAGGGGUGGGGGGUUUGGGGGGAACAAAACCAACAAGGGGGAACCUUCCAAAAAGCAAAAAAGGAAAAAAAAGAAAAAAAGAAAAAAAUAAGUCAACAACAACAAAAAAAAAAAAUACAAAAACAAAAUAAGAGAAUUGAAGAGAAACAACAGGAAAAAUGUGGAAAAAAAGAGAAAAAACACUUUAAAAGCAAGAGAGAUUUAAAAAGAGAAAAAUAGAAAAUAAAUUUAAAGAAAAUGCAUGAUUUCCCAUGUACCAUUAUUUUAACAUUUAAUAAAAACAAAUAAAAAAAAAAAACAAGGGAACCAAGAGAAAUUUAAAAAAUAAAUAAACAAAGACAAGGAUGAGGAGGGAGGCUUUCGGGAAUCUUUCAGGGUUUAUUUUUUUAAUUUAAUGAGAUUUCUUUUCUGUUCACUUUUAACCCAAAGUGGGCUCUGACUCCUCUUAGGGGGUAGAGGGGAACAGAGCCCCGAGUCCUCAGGACGAUGAGAGGGCUGGGGGUGAUUAGCAGUGACCACCAAGCCCUGGAGUCUCUGGGUUAAUGUCCCCAAGCAAGGAGUUCCCAUGCCUUCUCUGACUCAGUGCUAGCCUUUGAACUUGUCGAUCUUUAGGGGAGUCAAGAUUUCUUGGUUUCUUAUGGGUCCCUAAAACAUGGGAAAGGAGGGAAAGUGGUGGGCCACUGCUCCCUUUCCAAGCUCCCAGUGUUUAAUGAUGAUCCACUGUGACCCCUCAGCCCCAGAGUGAUGGGGAAAGAGAAAAAGGCUGCUCAUGACUUUCCAGGAUGCUUAGAAAUCCCAGAAAUUCAUGGGGAACAACUUCUCAAAUAUUCCUGUGCUCAGGAUCAGUAGUAGUGAAUGGGGAAGAGGGUAGAAGGGGGUGGUCCACUUGCAUUGGACAGAUUCAACAGGUCACUGUCCUCGAGGACCUAGAAAACAGAGUCACUCUCUUCAAUUCCCAUAGGGAAGAAGCAUGAAAGUGACCCAGUUUAGACUCACCAACCCUCCCACCUCCAGUCCCAAGGGUCAAAUGGCCCCCUUGGCCCAAGGCUUCCCACUACUCUUCAGUUCCUUAAUGAAGAGUAGCUGCCAUGCCAUCGGGCCUAUUAUUCCCCUGGGGCCAGGGGUCAGAGGAGAGGGAACUCCAGGGAAGUAACUGAUCACAGUGACAUUAUAACAAAGGUUUCUUUUAAAAAAAAAAAAAAAAAGAAAGAAAAAAAAGGAAAUGAAAAAGUGGCUUUUUUUACUCCAAAAACACUACAAACUACAUACAUGUAAAUAUAAUAUGUGGAUUUCCUUGCAAGAGAAAUCAGAUCAUAUUUUUAUUUUAACUGUUUUGCAGCUUUAAACUGUGAAAAAAAAGGGGGGGUAAGAAGAGAAAUCUAAAUAUUAGCGGGGAAUGUGUAAAGAGAAAAACAGAAAAUAAAUCCAUUUAAAUGAAA